Caenorhabditis elegans is the source of this 1091-nucleotide messenger RNA. It is a transcript of the gene F35G2.5, whose product is annotated as Conjugative transposon protein TraM. The coding region runs from base 76 to 1023 and encodes 315 amino acids. The record is from RefSeq and is marked reviewed. The transcript is spliced from 9 exons. NCBI's taxonomy places the organism in Eukaryota, Metazoa, Nematoda, Chromadorea, Rhabditida, Rhabditidae.
UCUCACUCAUCCCGAAAUUCAUUCAAUUUUCCUGAUUUUUCUCAUCCUGGUUUCCCUUUUUCCACUACUCCAAACAUGAUGAUCGAUCGACGAAACAAACGAAGUGUUCAUAUAUUUUUGUUACUUAUCACUUUUCUCGGAAUUUCAGGUGUUUGCUUCUGGUUUUAUAGCAAUCCCGACGAUGAUGUGUUUGAUUUCUUUCCACCUGAAGUAAAAGCCAAUCAAAGAACAGAACAGCAAAUUGCGCUUGAAAAAGUUCGACAACUACAACUGAAUGGAUUUGGAAACGUGGCGGCUGAAACCUAUUACGAUGAUCAACCAAAUAGACAUAACUCCGACAACUCACCAAAUUCGGAAUUCGAGAGCGCAAAAAUCCUUUUUCAACAAAGGAAUUUAUCGAUAAAAAGAGACAUUCCCCUGAAUGAAAGUGGUGAAAAACUGACAAUCGAUUCGUUUUAUGAUGACAAGUUGAAACAGAAGCAGGAAGAGGAACAAGUUGUCGUGCCGAGACCUGAAAUUGAUAAUGAGGAGAUAACAACAAUAAACCUUGAAGAACGAAUGAAUUCAAAGUUUGCAGAAACUGAAAAAGGUACCGAAGAUAAUCACGAGGAGCCGACUACAAUUAAAUUUGAAGAAAAUACGACGUUGAGAAACCCUGAAAGUUCUGAAAAAGAACCCAAAAUUGAUCAAAAUGAUUCGAUAACCAUUAGCUUUGAAAAAAUGUUGACUCCAAAAAAUGAAGAGUAUGAGAGAGGCGCAGAAGAAUCCAUCACUGCAAGUAGUGAUGAUUUCGAGAUGAUUCCAAAAAAUGAGACAGAUUCAUUGGAUAUUAUUGGAAAAUCUGAAGCAGUAAAAUCAUGGCUUGAAAAACGAAAAAAUCUCCCCAAAUCACUAUCAGAAGUAGAAUCAUCUCUUCAUGUUGAUGAAGCUGCUCAAUUAAGUCAUAAAAGAAAUCAAAUAGUUGAGCCAUCAGAUCCAGACAUUGAGAGAAGACAAAAUCGAAUGCACCAGUUUAAGUUUUAGCUAAUUUUUGUUGGUUUUUUUUUUGGAAAUUGUAUGAAAAUACUUGAAUUAAAUCUUAAAUUUAUUAA